Lotus japonicus is the source of this 2916-nucleotide messenger RNA. RefSeq lists its product as uncharacterized. The coding region runs from base 658 to 2586 and encodes 642 amino acids. The transcript has 3 exons. Lineage: Eukaryota; Viridiplantae; Streptophyta; Magnoliopsida; Fabales; Fabaceae. The record is from RefSeq and is a predicted model, not a curated record.
CAUCAUUUUCUGAUUUUCUCUCUCUCUCUCUCGCUCGUGUUUCUCUCCCUUUUGCUUUCUCAAUUCAUCAUUCUUUCUGUUUUCUUCUUCUUCGUUAGUUUCAAAGGCUCAAGGGUUUUCAGUGACUCAUAGAUCUGGAAACUCUCUCUCUCUAGUUUCUAUCCAGGUUUUUCAUCGUUGCGGAACAACUCUACAUAUCUUUAGCGUUCUUUUGUAACUCGGAAAGCUGGUUUCUAUUUGGCACUUUGUGAAUUAGUUCAUCUACUGAAGGGACUUUAUGACCAUGGAGUUCCAUACAAACAAAAUGGAAAUGAUACUACCCCUAUUAAAUCGGCAAAGGUUUGAUGAAGCUUAACGAUUUAUUCAGAAGGAACACAAGAAGCUCCAGGGAACUUUUUAUAUCAGUAUUGACCAGUCUUAUAAAAGGUUUCUUCCCAAGAGACGUUAUAAGAUACAGUUUGUUAGAAUUAACUUACUUGAUUGAAAGAUUUCGUGAGACUUUAUCCUGGGAUAUAGUGAAAAUGGACAGAGCAGAUACUUCAGGCUUUGUAAGCGGUGGAGGCUGUAUGUUGAAAUUGCUUUUCCUAGAUGUAAAGUUCUGGUAGGUAUGUUCUGCUACUUCAACCUUCUGUAGCUGUAGUGCACGACAUCUGGAUAAUGGAUUUGAACAAGAAAGCUGUACUGUCUCCUCAUGAUGCUGAACUUAGAAUUGGUGAUACUACAUUAAGCUUGAAUGGCAUUGGCUUUGGAGAAACUGACAAUACUAGUUAUAGACGUACUCAGAGCAAUCUUGGGAUGAAGUUUUCCAAUGCUUCUGAAGAUGGCUGUAGACUGGUUCUGGGAUUGGGUCCAACCCCAAUGACAUAUGGUGAUGACUACAACAAUUUGGGGUUUAAUAAGAAGAAAAGGUCAACUGACCUUUUUCCUCAGCUCAUGCCAUCUGAAUGUGAAUCAAUUCUUCAGCUUGGUCUUUCUGGUGCAUCAAAUGAGCCAUCAAGUGUGCUGGACUACUCAGGUUCAGCUGAGACUGAUGUGAAUAUGUCAUGUUUUCCAAGCCAAACAUCUGCAGAAAUUAAUUACCCAAUGAUUCCUGUUGUCGACGAGGGUUCUACCUCAGCAAAGAAAUCAGGUGGCUAUAUGCCAUCACUUCUAUUAGCUCCAAGAAUGGAUAAUCCUAAAAUUUCGAUGCAGACACAAGAACUAAUUCUUGGCACAGAGCCUCAGUCUUGCCCAGAGCCAUCCAAUGUUACAAAUUACUCACUUGGCACUACAUCUGGGCUCCAGGAUACAGGGAUAACAUCAGAGAACCGAAUAAGCAAUCCUAAAAGAUGUAGAUAUUUUGGCUGUAAAAAGGGAGCUCGCGGUGCUUCAGGACUUUGUAUUGGACAUGGUGGUGGACAGAGAUGUCAGAAACCAGGAUGCAACAAGGGUGCUGAGAGCCGUACUGCUUACUGUAAGGCCCACGGUGGGGGGAGGAGGUGCAACCACUUAGGGUGUACUAAAAGUGCUGAGGGGAAGACAGAUUAUUGCAUAGCACACGGUGGUGGCAAGCGAUGUGGUUAUCCAGAUGGGUGCACGAAAGCUGCACGAGGUAAGUCAGGACUUUGCAUUAGACAUGGAGGGGGUAAGAGAUGCAGGAUAGAAGGUUGCGCCAGGAGUGCUGAAGGGCAGGCUGGCUUGUGCAUCUCUCAUGGGGGAGGACGCCGUUGUCAGUACCUAGGAUGCUCAAAGGGCGCGCAAGGGAGCACCAUGUUUUGCAAGGCUCAUGGAGGCGGAAAGCGUUGUUCAUUUGCAGGGUGCAGUAAAGGAGCUGAAGGAAGCACUCCACUGUGCAAGGCACAUGGUGGGGGGAAGCGUUGCCUUUACAAUGGCGGUGGCAUUUGCGGAAAAAGCGUUCAUGGAGGGACAAACUUCUGUGUUGCUCAUGGUGGUGGAAAGAGGUGUGCUGUUUCAGGCUGCACCAAGAGUGCUCGUGGCCGCACUGACUGUUGUGUUAGGCAUGGUGGGGGAAAACGGUGCAAGUCUGAAGGCUGUGCUAAGAGUGCACAGGGUAGCACAGAUUUCUGCAAGGCCCACGGUGGAGGAAAGCGAUGUAGCUGGGGAGAUGGAAAGUGUGAGAAAUUUGCUCGAGGAAAAAGUGGGCUCUGUGCUGCUCACUACAGCUUGUUGCAAGAACGAGAAACGAGCAAGGGAAGUCUGAUUGCACCGGGGCUGUUCCGCGGUCUUGUAUCUGCUACUGCUACUGCUUCCACUGCCUGUAGCAGUUUUGAGAACUAUUCUUCCUCAGGAGUCAGUGUUGUAUCUGAUUCCUAUGAUUCUAUGGAAACACCUGCUAAAAGACACCACCUUAUCCCCAAGGAGGUGUUAGUUCCACUCUCCAUGAAAUCACCAUCUUAUUCAAACUUCUUCACAGCCAAGAAGCCAGAGCAAGACAGGAACAGCCACAGCACUGCGGCCGGCUCCAGCGGCGCCGGUAGCAGUUAUCGGAAAAGCCUCGACUUCAGUUUGCCGGAGGGCAGGGUCCACGGUGGCGACCUCAUGACGUUUUUCGGAGGAAAUCUAAAAAACGCACUCGACGGUAUCUGAGACGAGAGGGUGUCUGAACUCUUAAGACUCUAAACUUGUAGAUUCAUUUUAGAAAAUAGGAAUCAUUUCCUUCAUGGAAUUGUGCAUAAAGGAUUGUUGUGCUUGUUCAAUAACUUAGUUAUAGUAGUGUGAGGUGUUGAUUGUUAGCCAUUACCAUUAGACUCUUAUUGUUUGUAGUGUGCAGUGCUUCAUCAUUAAGAUGGCUUUGAUUCUUCUCAAAUGUAAACAAGGCUCAUAAAUCCACAGCCACAAACAUCAUCACUUUCUGUACUAUUUGCUGCAACUAAAUCAGUGUAUUCUUAAAUCUUAUAGUUUCAUGUUUUCUGUUAA